Molecule: messenger RNA, 1436 nt
Organism: Vombatus ursinus (common wombat)
Lineage: Eukaryota; Metazoa; Chordata; Mammalia; Diprotodontia; Vombatidae
Gene: SDR39U1
Product: short chain dehydrogenase/reductase family 39U member 1
Source: RefSeq, a predicted model, not a curated record
AUGAGCAGAACGCGGCGCGGAGGAGGCGGAACCUUUCGUAGUGGGGGCGGCCCUGCUGCCUGCGCAGGCGCACGGAGAGCCGGCCGCCAAAAUGAAGGUGCUUAUAGGGCCCUGACUCAGCUGCUGCGCUCCCGAGGACACGAGGUGACGGUGGUCUCCCGCCAGCCCGGUGCCAAUCAUAUCACUUGGAAUGAGCUUACCCACUCUGGGUUGCCCCCCUGUGAAGCUGUGGUCAACUUGGCUGGGGAGAACAUCUUCAACCCCUUCAGAAGGUGGACUGAGGCCUACCGGAAGGACCUACUCAGCAGCCGUCUCGACACUACCCACAUAUUGGCUACAGCCAUUGCCAAGGCCACACAGCCUCCCCAGGUCUGGGUCUUGGUCACAGGCACAGCUUAUUACCAGCCCAGCCUGACUGCAGAGUAUGAUGAGGACAGUCCUGGUGGUGAUUUUGACUUCUCAAACCUGGUGUCCAGGUGGGAAGCAGCAGCCAAGCUCCCCGGGGAUGCCACACGCCAGGUGGUGGUUCGCUCUGGUGCCGUGCUGGGCCGUGGGGGUGGUGCCAUCGGCUCCAUGCUGCUGCCCUUCCGCCUAGGCCUUGGUGGGCCUACUGGUUCAGGUCGACAGUUCUUUCCCUGGAUCCAUAUUGAGGACAUGUCAGGGAUCCUGGUCCAUGCUAUAGAGAAUAACCAUGUUAAUGGGAUCCUGAAUGGGGUUUCUCCAGCUUCCUCUACCACCAAUGCUGAGUUUGCCAAGGCCUUAGGUGCUGCUCUGGGCCGCCCUGCCUACCUCCCUCUGCCCAGCCCUGCUGUCCAAGCAGUCUUUGGGCGAGAACGUGCUGUUAUGCUGCUGGAGGGCCAGAACGUGAUACCUCGAAGGACUCUGGCCAGCGGCUAUCAAUAUGUCUUUCCAGAGUUGGAGGCUGCCCUGAAGCAGUGUGUGUCUUGAAAAGGCUUAAAGGGCUAUUUCUCUGAAAGGGGCCGUCCUGUUCAGAUCUUGAUCCUAUGUAUAUAACCAAUUCCUUAAAACAUUUUCCUGAGGCUCUCAGACUCUGUGUGUAUGUAUGUGUGUACACAAAACAUAUAUGUAUAAGAUAUUUAUAAUAAAGUAACAUUAGUGACUUCAUUUUGCCCCAUCCACAAUUUUAUAAAGUUAAAUUUUAAUUUAAGUCACAAGAUUUCCCCUCUUAACUGUCACCCAACUUAAGGAAUGUCACAAAACUACCCCUCUCCCCUCAGAGUCUUCCAGUCCUCUCUACCAAUAAGAAACCAGGUGUCUCAAUCCUUAUAAUCCUGUUCUUAUUUUUCACUCCCUCCAAAUUGUAUAUUAACUGUGUAAAAACCAAUGGUCAUUGUGCUUUGCUACCAGGAGCCUUGGACCCAAUUUGUUUCUGCAGCUGUAUACCCUACUAAAUAUAAAUAAGUCAUUUGUCUGAA